ACUCUCCCAAAGUCCAUUUCCCUAGGGAGGGGACCCAGAGGAAAGGUUUCUAAACCAUGCUUCCAGUCUGAGGUUUAUUUUUUUUCAGAAUCAACAUCUCUCAUUGGCUUUUUCUUUCCCAUGAUUUAAAAGAGAGAGAAAGAGAAACAAAUCAUGGAGAAGGAGACAGUACACAGACGGCACAGGCUCAUCACAGGGGUUCCACCCACUGUCAUGGCCCCUGGGCUUCACAAAGGGGUCACUGAAGCAUCUGAACUUCAGAGGAGCAAGAGUGUUGGGGGAUUUUCCCCCAAGGGAGAAGCUGUGGCUCCCAUUGAGAAGCUGCUGCAGGAGUUUGAAGGUGAAGAUUUGGACAAAGAGUCAAAAGGUGAAGCUGAGGAUAUUAGCUGCCAGAUAAUUCUAGAGGAUGACAAGGAUGGUCAGGAACAGGGUGACCUAAAAAGAGUGGAUCAAGACAAGGACAAAGAUAAAGACAAAGAAAAGGUGGAAAAAGAGGUUGACAAGAAGGAAGAAGAGGAGCAAAUUAAGACAGACCAAGAGGAAGAUAAGAGAGGCAAAGAGAAAGAAAACUCUGUUCUUGCACUAAAUUCAACACAGACCCUGGAAAAGGAAUUACAAGCAUUAAAGUUGGAUGACCUUCUUCUGGAUACUGAAACAAAUCUUGCUAAACCACCUGUUGCCUUUGUAGAGAUUGAUUUGGAAGAACGAACUGAGGAGAAAAUUGAAAAUACUUUGACAGAAGAGAAAUCAUCCAAGGCUGAAGCAGGAGAUAUGUCUGAAGAUGAAUCAAAGACCAUGUGGAUAUGCUGUUUUCCAAUCUCAACCAAGAAGAAGUCAAAAGAAAAAGCAUAGUAACCUCAUUAGAAGGAAAAGAAGAGAAAAUGAGUUCAACUUUAGUUUCCCUUCCUGCUCAUCUCCAGUGAUUACAGGAAUCCCUCAUUUUAUGUCAACUUGUUAUAUGGAAUUGUUACACAGAAUUUUGAAUUUAUAGAAAUGAUAAAGUAGGGAACUAAUUGAUUGUGUGUAAUUUGGAGUCAACUUGAGGUAUUUUCAAUCUAUCAUGUUAUGCAUUAUAUAAAAGAACAACAAAGUUUUGGAACCCAAUUAUAUUAGAU
This is a messenger RNA of Sarcophilus harrisii (Tasmanian devil), 1115 nucleotides long. RefSeq names its product chromosome 3 C13orf46 homolog (gene C3H13orf46). NCBI's taxonomy places the organism in Eukaryota, Metazoa, Chordata, Mammalia, Dasyuromorphia, Dasyuridae. The record is from RefSeq and is a predicted model, not a curated record. The transcript has 8 exons. The coding region runs from base 154 to 852 and encodes 232 amino acids.